AUGGACAUAUAUAAUGGCUACUCCCACAUCGAUAUCCACCCUCAAAUUCUUCGUGAAACUGUCUAUACACAGGACGAAGAUGUUGGUCUGCCGGAUAACAGCACGGAGUCAUUGCAGCGAUUCCGAAAUAUGGCUCUUACCUACAAAACGGUCAAAUUUUUGCUAGGUUUGGGCCCAGUUGAUGUAUAUCUGUACCAUCCAGUCAACGUUCCGGCCCAGAUUGAGCGAAUUUUGUCACCACUUCCAGUGAAUCAACGACCACAAGUUCACUAUAUUGAUUUGAACAAGCCAGACGUACAAGAACAAUUACGACAAGUCACUCACGGGAAAAAGCUAUGGUACUAUCGACCGAAGUCGUAUAUGUUGCAACAAGACACACUGGUCAGUCCAGAUUUUGCGUACGCAAUCAACGACAAACGCUUCCUUCUACACCCAAACAUUCCGACUCCACAUCUAGAGAUGGCUAGCUUGCAAAGUGAGGACCUUAGCACCUCAGUCUUCAACACUAGGUCUUUGCCAUUUGUGGUCAAGCUUCGACGUUGCAGCGGGAGUCAAGGGACUUGGAUUGUCACUAGCGAAGACGAAAGACAAAUCAUGCUCGCUGCCAUGAAACAGUACAGAUCUCGCAGAGUAUCUGAAGUCCAGAUAUCAGACUUUAUACAUUCCACGCAACCUCAUUAUUCUGUGAACUUUUUUAUAGGUGCGGCUGGCCCAUCCAAUGGAAGUACGACUGUUACUUUCCUCGGCGCCACAGAACAGAUCUUUUCCAAAACCGGACGCUGGGCGGGUGGAGUGAUUGAUUUUCAAUCACAGCAGAGUAUCAAGGAACAGCUGAUGGGUACGAUCAAUGCAGUGGCACGCACCAUGAUAGGUUCUUAUGUAGGCUGGGUGGGAAUUGAUGUCAUAUUCGAUGAGCGCCGUAAUCGGACAGUGGUUGUUGAUCUGAAUGCGAGAUUAACGGGCGGCUUCGUUUUAUGUUUGCUUUCGGGUCAUUUUAUGAAGGAAAGAGGCUUACCUUUUGCUCAGGCACAGAGCUUUCACUAUCAGGGUAAAGCGGCAGAUGUUUAUACUCUUCUAGCCCCGUUUGUUCAGACGGGACAAGUUGUCGUGGCUGCGGUUACGGAGACCCUUCCGAAUAACUGUACAACACAACUAAUAUUUGGUGGACAAAAUCGGGAUGAGCUUGCUAGUAUGAAGGAUAUCAUUCGAGAAGGAUUGGACCGCUGUCCAGAUAGUUUCAAUAGUUACAAUAUUAGUUCCGGCUUGGAGUGGUAG
This is a messenger RNA of Penicillium cinerascens, 1275 nucleotides long. RefSeq names its product putative solid-state culture specific protein. NCBI's taxonomy places the organism in Eukaryota, Fungi, Ascomycota, Eurotiomycetes, Eurotiales, Aspergillaceae. Bases 1 to 1275 code for a protein of 424 amino acids. Gene Ontology annotation, molecular function: ATP binding; metal ion binding. The record is from RefSeq and is a predicted model, not a curated record. The transcript has a single exon.